CCCGCCCAGUGCCUCGCGCCAGGGAGCGGAGGAGAGUAAAUACAACAGGAGCGCAAGAUGGCGGAACCGCCGAGCCCAGUGCACGGCGCCGCCGCCGCCUCCGCCUCUGUCGUUUCCGAGAAAGAACCAUUUGGCAAGCUUCAAUCUUCCUCUCGGGAUCCACCUGGUUCUCUGUCCGCAAAGAAGGUCCGGACUGAGGAGAAGAAGGCGCCGCGGAGAGUGAACGGAGAAGGGGGUAGCGGCGGGAACAGCAGGCAGCUGCAGCCGCCCGUGGCACCUUCGCCUCAGAGCUAUGGCAGCCCCGCGUCUUGGAGCUUCUCUGCUCUUUCUGCUACCCCAUCUCCGUCUUCUUCUCGGAGCUGUUUCUCUUUCUCCGCGGGUUCGGCGGUCCCCUCUUCAGCCUCCGCUUCCUUGUCUCAGCCGGUGCCGCGCAAACUGCUGGUCCCUCCUACGCUGCUGCACGCCCAGCCUCACCAUCUCCUGCUGCCGGCCGCCGCUUCCUCGGCUAACGCCAAGCCACGCAGACCUAAGGAAAAGCGGGAGAAGGAGAAGAGGAGGCACGGCCUUGGCGGGGCCGCCCGGGAGGAGAACGGGGAGGUGAAGCCGCUGCCGCGAGAUAAAAUCAAAGACAAAAUUAAAGAGAGAGACAAAGAAAAAGAGAGAGAAAAAAAGAAGCAUAAAGUAAUGAGUGAGAUCAAGAAAGAGAAUGGAGAAGUAAAGAUUUUACUGAAAAGUGGGAAGGAGAAACAAAAAACAAAUGUAGAAGACUUACAAAUUAAAAAGGUAAAGAAGAAAAAGAAAAAGAAACACAAAGAGAAUGAAAAACGGAAGCGUCCAAAAAUGUAUAGCAAAUCUAUUCAGACUAUUUGCUCAGGAUUGCUAUCUGAUGUUGAAGAUCAAGAAGCCAAAGGCAUCUUAAAUGAUAACUUAAAGGAUUACAUUGGAAAGAAUUUGGAUACCAAGAAUUAUGACUCCAAAAUUCCAGAGAACAGUGAGUUUCCGUUUGUCUCAUUAAAAGAGCCACGAGUUCAGAAUAUCCUCAAAAGAUUGGACACUUUGGAGUUCAAACAGCUCAUUCAUAUUGAGCACCAGCCUAAUGGAGGUGCAUCAGUUAUCCAUGCUUACAGCAAUGAACUCUCCCACCUGUCUCCUAUGGAGAUGGAAAGGUUUGCAGAAGAGUUUGUGGGUCUAGUGUUCAGUGAAAAUGAAAACUCUGCCGCUUUUUAUGUAAUGGGUAUUGUUCAUGGGGCAGCUACUUAUUUACCUGACUUUUUAGACUACUUUUCAUUUAAUUUUCCCAAUUCACCAGUGAAAAUGGAGAUAUUGGGAAAGAAAGAUAUAGAGACAACAACUAUGUCCAAUUUUCAUGCUCAGGUAAAAAGAACAUAUUCUCAUGGUACUUACAGAGCUGGUCCAAUGCGACAAAUAAGCUUGGUGGGAGCAGUUGAUGAAGAAGUGGGAGAUUACUUCCCUGAAUUUCUUGACAUGUUGGAAGACUCACCAUUUUUAAAAUGUACACUGCCAUGGGGGACAUUAUCUAGUCUAAAAUUAGAGAGUCGAAAAGACAGUGAUGAUGGUCCCAUUAUGUGGGUACGUCCAGGAGAACAAAUGAUCCCUGUGGCUGAUAUGCCAAAGUCACCUUUCAAAAGGAAAAGAACUACCAAUGAAAUAAAAAACCUUCAGUACCUACCUCGAACCAGUGAGCCUCGUGAGAUGCUCUUUGAAGACAGGACAAGGGCCCAUGCAGAUCAUAUAGGACAAGGUUUUGAACGACAGACAACAGCUGCUGUUGGAGUACUGAAGGCUGUGCACUGUGGAGAGUGGCCUGAUCAACCCCGAAUAACCAAAGAUGUAAUUUGUUUUCAUGCUGAAGAUUUCUUAGAAGUAGUUCAACGAAUGCAGUUAGAUUUACAUGAACCUCCACUGUCCCAGUGCGUCCAGUGGGUUGAUGAUGCAAAACUUAAUCAACUGAGGAGAGAAGGCAUUCGCUAUGCCAGGAUUCAGCUCUAUGAUAAUGACAUUUAUUUUAUUCCAAGGAAUGUCGUUCAUCAGUUCAAGACAGUUUCAGCAGUAUGCAGUUUAGCAUGGCAUGUUCGGCUCAAAUUAUAUCACUCAGAGGAGGACUCAUCUCAGAAUACAGCUACUCAUGAAACAGCCACAUCACCAGAUUCCAUAUCAUCAGUUCUUGGACCUCACACGGACAACAUGAUUUGUGCUGUAAGCAAAACUUCCUUGGAUUCUGUUUUUUCAGAAAAACUUCAUUCUAAACAUGAAUUAUCGCAGAUCAAACAUGAACCUGUUUCAUCUGUAAGAAUCAAAGAAGAACCUGUGAAUGUUAAUAUUUCUGAAAAGACUAAAGCAUCGAAUAAUAUGGAUGGCAAGAAUGUUAAAGCAAAAAUGGAUCAUGUUCGGUUUACAGAAUUUAAGAUUGACAUGGAAUCUAAAUUUGAAAAUAGCAGCAAAGAAUUAAAGGAAGAACUGUGUCCUGGAAGUCUCAUAAGUCUAGUUGAUACAAGGCAACUUAGUUCAGCACACUCAAAUCAAGAUAGAAAAGAUGAUGACAUUUUGUGCUAAAUUUGUAUAUAGCAUUUAAUUUUUUUAAAAAAAAUAAUAAUGUAAUAAAUAUUCAUGAAUUCUGAAAGCAA
Molecule: messenger RNA, 2645 nt
Organism: Marmota flaviventris (yellow-bellied marmot)
Lineage: Eukaryota; Metazoa; Chordata; Mammalia; Rodentia; Sciuridae
Gene: Rsbn1l
Product: round spermatid basic protein 1 like
Cellular component (GO): nucleus
Source: RefSeq, a predicted model, not a curated record